This is a messenger RNA of Solanum stenotomum, 1775 nucleotides long. Its product is annotated as serine/threonine-protein kinase ZRK1-like. The transcript has a single exon. Gene Ontology annotation, molecular function: protein serine/threonine kinase activity; ATP binding. The record is from RefSeq and is a predicted model, not a curated record. Gene Ontology annotation, cellular component: plasma membrane. Gene Ontology annotation, biological process: protein phosphorylation; cell surface receptor signaling pathway. Lineage: Eukaryota; Viridiplantae; Streptophyta; Magnoliopsida; Solanales; Solanaceae. The coding region runs from base 433 to 1611 and encodes 392 amino acids.
AAAACUUUCUUACCUUUUUGGCUCCGGACUCGUAAAAUUAGUAUACAUGUUAGUAAAUGUAUGUCUAAUCAAGUAGUUUGUCUUCAAAUAUUAUGCCAAAAAAGGUUAAUGGUCGCUAACUUACGAUGUAAGACGUGAGAGUGACCACACUUAUAAGGCGGGCCGAACCCCAUGCCUUGUAAGUUGUAAGGCACUAUAUGGCAGACGUUUUUCCAACUGCAUGCAUUCCAUCCUUGUGACCCACACUGAUAUGCCUCCCCAUUGUUAAUUUUCAAUGAAAGUGCUUGGAAACUCAAUUUGUUGUCAUUUUGUAUGGAAUUGAAUGCACAAAUUAAGACCAGCAGGAAGCAGCUUCCCACUUGUGAGUAGUGAUAUGCCUUAUUGGAUUUAAUCCCAAUUCAUCCAGACUAGUCACUUCCAAAAUUAGAGAAUAUGCCUUUUUUCAGAGGACUACUCACAAGGAAAAAGCUUUUUUCCUCCGCCUCUGCAGAAAGACGGAAGAAAGAGCAUGAUUGUUAUUUACAGAAUGGAAGUUGCGUGCUUGAGGAGCUUCUUGCUUUAUGCGACGGAAAUUGCAGAAUUCCCAUCCAUUACUACACUGCCAUAGAGAUCGACAAUGCAAUUAGACACUCUAACAGCAAAAUGGACGUUGCUGGUAUGUCUAUGGUUACGGGAUUGCUAGACAACCGCACCGUUUUAGUUAGGUUCAACAAACGUUCAUCCAGCAAUAUCCACCGAGAUAUAGCGAUUACUGCUCAGAUGAGUCAUCUCAAGAAUGUGUUGAGACUUGUUGGUUGCUGUCUAGAAUUUGAACAACCAGUUAUGGUGUAUGAAUAUGUUGAAGGUAUAUCUCUUUUCGAUCUACUUUUCAAAAAGGGUAAUCCUUAUGAUCAAACUAGAAAAUCGCUAUUAUCUUGGGGAAAUAGAUUACGAGUUGCACGUGAUGUCGCUUCUGCAAUCGUUUUCCUCCAUACUGAAUUUACUACGCCCAUCAUCCACAAAUUUAUAAAUCCAUCUAUUGUGAUAAUAGAUGAGAAGAGCAGCGUUGCCAAAAUAGUGGACUUCUCAAACUCCAUAUCAUUACCUCCAGGGGAAUUGAAGGUAGUAGCUGAUCAUGUGAGUGGAAGAAUUGGGUAUCUAGAUCCAGAAUAUCUCCAGCAGUGUAUUAUUACUCAAAAGACUGAUGUCUACAGCUUUGGGAUUCUUCUCUUUCAGCUAUUAACCGGAAAGGACAUGAACAGUAUUUCUAGAAGAGCGGAUUUUACAAAUUCAAAAGAGAGAAUAGAUUUUGAAGAGGACGCUAAAUCCAAUACAGAAGAGGGUAGUGCUAUGAAUAGACUGGAUUCUAUAAUUCUGGAAGAGACAAUAGAUUUUAAAAAUCUUCCAAUCAACUUUGUCGAUCGCUAUAUUAAAGAGGAUAAUGUAAUGGAUAUAGCGGAUCCUAUCAUUUUAGAAGAGCAUGGAAUUGAGAUUCAACAACAGUUGGAAGACUACUUGGAUCUUGUUAAGAAAUGCACAGCUGAUAAGGGAGAUGAUAGACCAUACAUGAUUCAUGUGGCAAGGGAAUUAAUCCGAAUUGAAAAGUGUUUCCGUGCCCUCUCCCUUGGUUAAAAUUAAAUGUUUAUUUUAAUUCCUUGAGGUAUUUAUAUUAGGUUCCAAUUUCAAUGAAAUUCAAUUUGUUUGUACCCACAUAUAUAUGUUGACCAAAAAAUAAUAUCUGCAGACAAUGAAAUUGCCUAUCUGAUCUUUAUUUUGCUCUACUUAGAUUGAUUUCU